Molecule: messenger RNA, 1139 nt
Organism: Stegodyphus dumicola
Lineage: Eukaryota; Metazoa; Arthropoda; Arachnida; Araneae; Eresidae
Gene: gpp
Product: DOT1 like histone lysine methyltransferase grappa
Biological process (GO): DNA repair; regulation of transcription regulatory region DNA binding; DNA damage checkpoint signaling
Cellular component (GO): nucleus
Molecular function (GO): histone H3K79 methyltransferase activity
Source: RefSeq, a predicted model, not a curated record
GAUGUGUAAUUAGUGGAUGGUUAAGGAAGAGUGAGAUACGAAGGGUUGAGAUAAGUAGCUUUCGGGAUGGGCAGGGAAACAAUGGAAUGUGGAAAUUAUGAAUUUGACUUCUAAUAACGUUGGCUUCUAAUUGUGCAGAUAGAGAGAAAAUGGGUUUGGAGCUGAGGCUUCAUAGUCCAUGUGGAGGAGAGCCAGCGAUAUAUCAGUGGCCAUUAACAGCUUCGGAUAAGUAUGACAGAGCUACAGAAAUUGUUGAUACUAUUAGAUGGGUUUGUGAAGAUUUCCCUGAAAUUAAACUUGCAAUGGAAAACUAUGUGCUUCAUGACUAUGACACAAAAAGCUAUGAAAGUAUGAAAAAACUCUGUGAUAAAUACAAUAGAGCAAUUGAUGGUGUUGUAAAUUUGGUAAGCAUGCCUUUGUGGAAAGGCACAUCCAGACCUGCCCAACUCCAGACAAAACCUAGCAAUGGCUUGUUGCGUCACAUCCUGCAACAAGUUUAUAAUCAGGCUGUUACUGAUCCCGAGAAGCUGAAUCAGUAUGAACCUUUCUCCCCUGAAGUGUAUGGUGAAACAUCUUUUGAAUUUAUUACCCAGAUGAUUGGAGAAUUAGAUAUCACUGAAGAUGAUAUCUUUAUUGACCUUGGAAGUGGUGUUGGACAAGUUGUUCUUCAAAUGGCAGCUACAACACCAUGUAAGAAAUGUAUUGGAAUAGAAAAAGCUGAUGUGCCUGCAAAGUAUGCUGAGGAGAUGGACAAGACAUUUAGGUUUUGGAUGAAGUGGUAUGGUAAAAGAUAUGGAGAAUAUGUUCUUAUUAAGGGAGAUUUUCUAUCAGAAGAUCACAGAGAAACAUUGUUAAAUUCAACUUUGCUGUUUGUGAAUAAUUUUGCUUUUGGUCCUAAUGUCGAUCAUAUGCUUAAAAUGAGAUUUGCUGAUAUAAAAGAUGAAGCACGAGUAGUUUCAUCUAAAGCAUUUUGCCCUCUAAAUUUUCGAAUAACUGACAGAAAUCUUAGUGAUAUUGGUACCAUCAUGAAUGUGCGAGAAAUAACACCUCUAAAAGGAUCUGUGUCAUGGACAGGGAAACCUGUGUCCUAUUUCUUACACACAAUUGAUCGUACAAAGGUAUUGUAAUGUCUUUUUAAU